CAAUUAUGGGGGUGUAGGAAGCAACACCGGGUUAUUUGUUAGUCUAGGAACUGCUUUUUUGUUAGUCCUAGUAAAACUAAGGAAAAGAAUUCAAGAAGAAGUAAGCAUGUCUCCUAAAUUCAAAGGAGAGAAGGUGAUAGAAAAAGCUCAUAAACGACGUCUAAUUCUACUAUGCGUGUUGAUCCGGGUAUGGUUAAAAGCCUAAAAAAGAUUGCUCGUUAAAUACCUGAUACUCUUACAAGCGAACUCUGCUCGUUUUGUCCGAUAAAUUGAAUUUACGAUAGUUGCAAACAGAACGCACUAUGAUUGGGAGCAGUAGUGAAGAUGAUCAGUCAUUAGAGAAACGACUUGGGAGGUGUUCUGUGGCCUUAUAUGGUGUAGGGCACAUGCUCAAUGACAUUACAUCUGCUUGUUGGUUCACAUACCUUUUGGUCUUUUUGACAGAUAUUGGUUUAUCUCCAAGCAAAGCUGCAAUUGUCAUGCUCUCAGGUCAGAUAGCUGAUGGAUUGGGAACCAUUUUUGCUGGUGAACUGAUUGAUAGAUUUGGACAUUUCAAAGCAUGGCAUGCUACUGGAUCUCUAUUGGUUGCCAUCUCAUUUUCAUCAGUAUUUGGUGGUUGCUUGCCUUGCAAAAUAUUUGGUUCUAAUUCAUCUCUUUUGGAAACUAUUGGGUAUAGUGUGUUUGCUGCAAUAUUCAAUAUCGGCUGGGCUGCUGCUCAAGUAUCACACAUGUCAAUGGUGAAUUGCAUCACUUUGAAUUCAACAAGCAGAGUCGUGUUAGCUAGCUGUCGCAAUGCCUUUACAAUGGUUGCAAACCUUAGCUUGUAUGGAGUUGCUUUUAUUGUAUUCAACAUGAACACCUCAAGGAAAGUAGCUGCUAUUGAGAAUCAGUACCGCUGGAUAGCGUAUAUCUCAAUUUUCAUUGGAUGUUGCUUUGUCGGCAUGUUUCUUCUUGGAACUAAAGAACCAAGAUUGAAACAAAAAGCUCAUGUUAAUGGCUAUGUUAGAAUUUGUUGGAGUUAUUGGUUUAAGAAAAUUCUGUAUCACCAAGUUGCUCUUGUUUAUGUGCUAACAAGACUUGUUACUAAUGUUUCACAGUCAUUUCUAGCUUUCUAUGUUACCGAUGAUCUACAAAUGAGCCACUCUGCAAAAGCUUUGGUCCCUGCCAUCAUCUACAUUUGGAGCUUCAUUGUUUCUGUCGUGCUACAGGAGCUAACCUGGACUAGCCAACGGAUAAAAGCCUUUUAUAGUGUAGGAGGCCUCCUUUGGAUAUUUAGUGGCAUAGGAAUACUGUUGCUCCCAAGAAAUAUGAAUGCCAUUAUGUACAUCUUGUCAGUCGUGAUUGGUGUUGCGAAUGCCCUGAUGAUGGUAACUGGUGUGAGCAUGCAAAGUGUCCUGGUUGGCGAAGACCUUAAUGGUUGUGCUUUUGUGUAUGGAUCGUUGAGCUUCAUGGACAAAAUGUCAUGUGGGGUGGCACUGUUCGUUCUUGAGUCAUUACAGAACUCGACACCAGCUCUUGGAAGCUAUAAUCAUGCUUACACUAGUUUCUCCAUAACACGGUAUGGUGUCGGUCUUGUUCCUGCAAUUUGUGCACUUGCUGGUGUGAUUGUCACCUGCUCCAUGAAACUCCAUACACCGCAAUUAAAGCCCUUAGCUGAACCCCUUUUAGCCUAACACACACAGACUGACACUAGAAAAGAAUACAGGUUGUCGCUGUAGAUAGAAAUUAUACAGGUUAAGUUUUUGUGCCUUACCAGGUCUACUGGAAGGACCACUGCCCACAUAGGGGAAUAGGAAAUUACUGUAUCACUAUUCUUACAAACUCCGAUUACUUCAUACAGGGAAAAAACUCUGAUUACCUCACAUUAUAUUUGCCCUCAAAAGUGUUCAUAUUUUAUCUGAUCUUGUUAGUUUGUUCAUGAGAUCAAGUGUUG
Cuscuta europaea is the source of this 1933-nucleotide messenger RNA. The record is from the annotation of a GenBank genome assembly. NCBI's taxonomy places the organism in Eukaryota, Viridiplantae, Streptophyta, Magnoliopsida, Solanales, Convolvulaceae.